Molecule: messenger RNA, 2394 nt
Organism: Lodderomyces jiufengensis
Lineage: Eukaryota; Fungi; Ascomycota; Pichiomycetes; Serinales; Debaryomycetaceae
Gene: PXA1
Product: ATP-binding cassette long-chain fatty acid transporter
Exons: 1
Coding region: 1-2394 (797 amino acids)
Biological process (GO): long-chain fatty acid import into peroxisome; very long-chain fatty acid catabolic process; fatty acid beta-oxidation
Cellular component (GO): peroxisomal membrane
Molecular function (GO): long-chain fatty acid transmembrane transporter activity; ATP hydrolysis activity; ATP binding
Source: RefSeq, a predicted model, not a curated record
AUGAUUAAUAUAUCAAGAUUAGCUGGAUAUAAUAAACAAGAUAUAAAAAACAUUUUAUUAUUAUUACAAGAAUUUGUUAUAACUUAUAAAGAUAAUAAAGUUAAAAUAAAUUAUCAAAGUAGACCUGUUAUAUUAUUUUUUAGUACAUUAAUUGCAACAGCUGGUUUUGGUUUAUAUUUUACUAUUAGAAAUAUUAUUACAAAAUAUAAUGAAUAUAAUUUAACAAAAAGAUUAAGAAGACCAAGUUUAAUUAGACAAUCUUCAAAUAUUUUAAGGAAUGGUUCAAGAGAAAUUUAUAUACCAAAGGGUAAAGGUAAAGUUACAAGAAUAAUUAUCCCAAAACCAAAUAAUGAUCAAUAUGCAGCAGAUAAAUAUUUAUAUAAAGAUUUCGUAAAAUCUCAAAAUAUUAUACAACAAAAAGGUAUAAUUUUUAAUUCAAAAUUUUUAAAUCAAUUAGCAAUUAUAUGGAGAAUAUUAAUACCUAAAUUUUAUUGUAAAAAUACUUCAUUAUUAUUAUCUCAAUGUUUUUUUUUAAUUUUUAGAACUUGGUUAUCUUUAUUAGUUGCAAAAUUAGAUGGUCAAAUUGUUAAAAAUUUAAUUGCUGCAAAUGGUAAAAAAUUUGCUCGUGAUUUAAUUUAUUGGUUAUUAAUUGCAUUUCCUGCUUCUUAUACUAAUGCUGCUAUAAAAUAUUUAGAUCAAAGAUUAGCUUUAGGUUUUAGAACUAAUUUAACAAGAUAUAUUCAUGAUAUGUAUCUUGAUAAAACUUUAGCUUAUUAUAAAAUUGAAUUAAAUAGUAAUGAAAUUCAAAAUAUUGAUCAAUAUAUAACUGAUGAUGUUUCAAAAUUUUGUUCAUCAUUAAGUUCAUUAUUUUCAUCAAUGGGUAAACCAUUUAUUGAUAUGAUAUUUUUUUCAGUAUAUCUUAGAGAUAAUUUAGGUAGUGGUGCUAUAAUUGGUAUGUUUGCAAAUUAUUUUUUAACUGCUAUAAUGUUAAAAAAAGCUACUCCAUCAUUUGGUAAAUUAUCAGCUAAAAAAACUCAUCUUGAAGGUGUUUAUUUCAAUCAACAUUUAAAUUUAAUGACAAAUUGUGAAGAAAUUGGUUUUUAUAAAGGUUCAUUAAUUGAAAAAUCAAAAUUAAAAGAAAAAUUUGAAACUUUAAUGAAUCAUAUAAAUAAAGAAAUUAAUACUAGUUUUUGGUAUGCUAUAUUGGAAGAUUAUGUAUUAAAAUAUACUUGGUCAGCUUGGGGUUAUAUAUUUGCAGGAUUACCAGUGUUUUUAGAUGAAUUAUGGCCUGCUGAAAAUAAAAAAGAUGAAAAAGAUGAUCCUGCAAGUGAACGUAAAAAUAUGAGACAAUUUAUAACAAAUAAAAGAUUAAUGUUAUCAUUAGCUGAUGCAGGUUCAAGAUUAAUGUAUUCAAUAAAAGAUGUAAAUACAUUAACUGGUUAUACUGAAAGAAUAUUUGAUUUAUUAACUCAAUUACAUCGUGUACAUUCACCAAGAUUUGAUUAUGGUGAUAAAAAUGGUAUACAAGAUAUUCAUGGAACAAUUCAAAAUAAUUAUUCAAAUGGAUUAAGAUUUGAAAAUAUUUCAGUAAUUAUACCCACUAGUGAAGGAUCUGAAAAUACUCCAUUAAUUCAAAAUUUAAAUUUUCAAAUUAAAAAUAAAAAUAUGUUGAUCUUGGGAUCAAAUGGUAGUGGUAAAACUUCCAUAGCAAGAAUAAUAGCAGGAUUAUGGCCAUUAUAUAAAGGAUUAUUAUCAAAACCAAAUGAUGAUGAUAUUUUCUAUUUACCACAAAAGACAUAUUUUACAACUGGUAAUUUAAGAGAUCAAAUAAUAUAUCCAUACACAUAUGAUGAAAUGUUAGAAAUGGGAUAUAAUGAUGAUUAUUUAUAUCAUAUUUUACAUGAAGUUAAAUUAGAAUAUUUAUUAAAAAGAGAAGGAAAUUUUAAUGUUGUAAAAGAUUGGAAAGAUGUUUUCAGUGGAGGAGAAAAACAAAGAAUAAGUAUAGCAAGAGUAUUAUUUAAAAAUCCAAAAUUAGUAAUAUUAGAUGAAAGUACAAAUGCAGUAAGUACUGAUGUUGAAGAUUAUUUAUUUGAAUUAUUAAAAUUAAAAAAAAUUCCAUUUAUAACAUUAAGUCAUAGACCUUUAUUAAUGAAAUAUCAUGAUUAUAUUUUAGAAAUUGAAGAUGAUACAAAUUGGAAAUUACAUGAUUUAACAAGUGAAGAAAAUUUAAAACUGAUUGAUAAAGAAAUUGAAGAAAUUGAAAUGAAAUUAUCUCAAGUUAAUAAAUGGGAAAAAAGAAGGGAUGAAAUUAUUCAAUUUUUAGAUGGUGAAGAUCAACCACAACAAAAAGAACAAGAGCAAGAACAAAAACAAAUUGAAGAUGUCACCAAUUAA